Molecule: messenger RNA, 1666 nt
Organism: Galdieria sulphuraria
Lineage: Eukaryota; Rhodophyta; Bangiophyceae; Galdieriales; Galdieriaceae
Product: MFS transporter, SP family, sugar:H+ symporter
Exons: 2
Coding region: 82-1620 (512 amino acids)
Biological process (GO): transmembrane transport
Cellular component (GO): membrane
Molecular function (GO): myo-inositol:proton symporter activity
Source: RefSeq, a predicted model, not a curated record
GUGGAUGGAUGAGAAAGCAAGCCAUUAGAUUAGUCCAAAUGACAAUGAAUGAAUUGCUGCAAUCGGAUUGAUUGACAUAUAAUGACUCAAGUUGAUAGUAUUCAAGUUGAAUAUUCAGAAGACUAUGGAGAAAGAAUAAUAGAAUUGGAAAGUCAAAGCAAUGGAAAAAAGAGUUUAGUACUGUUAUCUUUGUUUCCAAAGCCUCAAUAUGCAAUGUAUUAUCUGGGGUUGUUUAUUUGUGUGGGAGGCUUCGUCUAUGGUUUGAAUGUUAGUCUCAUAAGUGGAGCUUUAUUAUUUCUGAAAACAGAUAUGAAACUCGAUACUCCACAAGAAUCCCUUAUUUCUAGUGGUAUGUCUUUAGGCGGUAUUGGUGGUGCUUUGCUGGCUAUUCCUUUCAAUGAAUAUUUAGGUAGAAAGUAUAGUAUAUUGAUUUCCUGUUUAUUUUAUACCAUAGGCGCUAUUUUAGAGGCUUCUUCACAUAGUUAUGGAGAAUUGGUUUCAGGUCGAGUUGUUCUUGGGAUGGGAGUUGCUCUAGGCACUAUGACUAUUCCUAUUUAUGCCUCGGAGUGUUUUCCUAAGAGUAGAAGAGGUGCUAUUAUAUCACUUUAUACUGUUAUGAUUAUGUUGGGAAUAUUAUCUGGUUAUAUAGUGAGUGCUAUAUUUCUUCAUGUGGUUGGCACUUGGAGAUAUAUUCUUGGUUCUUCUUUGGUAUUUUCUUCCUUGUUGAUGGUGGGAGUGUUAUUCUUUCCUGAAAGUCCUCGUUGGUUGAUGAGAAAGAAUCAAUUAUGCAAUGCCUAUAUCACAUGGAAAGGUCUUCGUGGCAUGGAUAGGGAUGAAGAACGAGAAGAAUUCUUCAUGAUGGAAAAAGUAUGUCAUAGUGAGAAGGAAGCUUCUCAAGAUCGCUGGAUAUUAUUUGACUUGUAUAGAAUUCCUUAUUGUCGCAAAGCAUGUAUUCAUGGAAUUCUAUUUAUGUUCUUUCAACAGUUUUCAGGUACCAAUUCUAUUCUUUAUUUUCUGGGUAGUAUGUAUAGAAAAGCUGGACUUUCCGUACAUGAUUCUAUCUAUGUGAGUAUGAUUGGAGGUGGAACUCUAUUUCUUUCUUCCAUUCCUGCUAUUUAUAUGGUGGACCGCUAUGGAAGAAGACCACUUUUAUUGAUUCUAACUCCUGGAGUUCUUGUGGGACUGAUCAUCAUUGGUUGUGCCUUUUUUAGUUGUUGUACAGACUCAUUGGUUGCCAUAUAUACUGUGGGAGUUGUAUUUUAUUAUAUAUUUUGGGGUUCUUCUUUAGGUCCUAUUCCAUUUGUGAUGAAUGCUGAACUGUAUCCCAAUUAUUUAAGAAGUUAUGGAAUGAGUUUAGGAAUUCUUUCCAACUUUAUUGGCAAUUGGAUAACAUCUUAUGCCUUUUUAGAAAUGACUCAGGCAAUGACCAAACCUGGAACUUUUAUAGGUUUUUAUGGUGGAAUUACUGCAAUAGGUUGGUUUUAUUUCCUCUUAUGGGUUCCAGAAACCAAAAAUUUGUCUUUGGAAGAAAUCAAAGAUAUUUUGGAUCGUCCUUGGAAAGAUAUUCUCAUUCACAAUAUAAAUCAAAGAAUGGGUUUCCAUCGUAAAAAUAACAACUAGUACAAAAGCUUCAGUUGAGUAUGUCAAUAAAAGGCAUAUCACAUUU